This is a messenger RNA of Westerdykella ornata, 582 nucleotides long. RefSeq lists its product as uncharacterized. The transcript has a single exon. NCBI's taxonomy places the organism in Eukaryota, Fungi, Ascomycota, Dothideomycetes, Pleosporales, Sporormiaceae. Bases 138 to 464 code for a protein of 108 amino acids. The record is from RefSeq and is a predicted model, not a curated record.
UUCAUCUUCCUGAGGCGGAGAGACACGUGUUCUGUCCGCGUAUUUUAACUAUUAAGAUUACUAUCAGACAUUGGCGCACAUGGCCUGCAUCCACGAGAACCCCCGGGGCCUCAUAAUAACCGCGUCUCCUUCUUCCUAUGUGCAAGUACCGAAAUUCCUAUUACAUCCCGUUCCACAAUGGUCUGCCGUGUUGCCGCACCUGUCUUUCGUUCCAGCCGCCUUUUCCCUCCAGCUACCUUGAGCUUCUCCGCCGUUUUCGCUCCAGCUGUCUUGAACUUGUCCAUCGUUGCCGUCGGUGCCGUCGUUGCAGUCGUCUCCCAGCUACUACUAGGAGUACUAUCAGAUACUACUCUCUAAUCUUGUCCAUCGUUGCCGUCGUUUCCAUCGUUCCAGUCACCUUGAGCUUCUCCGCCAUGCGGCAGUCCUUGUCGAACCUCCCGUGUACGGCCCCUAGUUUCUUCUAGUAUUCCUCAUCCUUGCUGCUAUUCUUGAUUUUGCUCUUGUCUAUACAAUCAAUACAGAGACCGUCAAAGUAGCCCCUUAGGAGACCGCAGACUUGACCUCCAGGCUCCAGUCUGCUUU